Phaethon lepturus (White-tailed tropicbird) is the source of this 985-nucleotide messenger RNA. RefSeq names its product olfactory receptor 1086-like. Gene Ontology annotation, cellular component: membrane. Gene Ontology annotation, biological process: sensory perception of smell; G protein-coupled receptor signaling pathway. The annotation marks the transcript as partial. The record is from RefSeq and is a predicted model, not a curated record. Gene Ontology annotation, molecular function: olfactory receptor activity; odorant binding; G protein-coupled receptor activity. The transcript has a single exon. Lineage: Eukaryota; Metazoa; Chordata; Aves; Phaethontiformes; Phaethontidae.
AUGGUGGAAGGUAAUAAUACGUUUGCAUCCGAGUUUAUUCUCCUGGGCUUCACAAAGCAAGAAGACCUGCAGGUGACUUGCUUUGUCUUAUUCCUUGCCAUCUAUCUGCUCACUCUAAUAGGAAAUCUGGGAGUAAUUAUGUUAAUCAGAAUCGAUUCGCGCCUACACACCUCCAUGUACUUCUUCCUAGGCCACUUGUCUCUCCUGGACAUCUGCUACUCCUCCACCAUCAUCCCUCAGAGCUUGCUGCAUUUUUUAGCGGAGAAAAAGGUAAUUUCCUUCGUUAGGUGCGCAACUCAGCUUUUCUCCUUCGCGGCUUGUGCCACCGCCGAGUGCUACGUGCUGGCCGCCAUGGCUUACGACCGCUACAUGGCCAUUUGCAACCCGCUGCUCUACGCCGCGGCCAUGUCCCAGAGGCUUUGCGUUGGGAUGUUGGCUGGCGCCUACUUAGCUGGUGUGAUCAGCUCCACCGUACACACCGUUUCCACGUUUCGCCUCCCGUUCUGCCGGUCCAAGAGAAUCAAUCAUUUCUUCUGCGAUGUGCCUCCGCUGCUAGCCCUCUCCUGCUCUGACACCCGCGUCAACAGGGUGAUAGUUUCUGCCAUGGUGGGGUUCAACGUGCUAAGCACCACUGUCUUCAUCCUCGUCUCCUACUCGUCCGUCCUCUCCACCGUCUUGCGGACGCGCUCGGUGGCGGGCUGGCACAGAGCCCUCUCCACUUGUGCCGCUCACUUGGUCUCCGUCGCGUUGUACUACGGCAGCUCCCUCUUCACGUACCUGCGCCUCGGCUCCAGGCACUCCCCGGAGCGUGACCAGGUGGUCUCCGUGCUGUACUCCGUCGCAGUCCCCAUGCUGAACCCGCUCAUCUACAGCCUAAGAAACGCGGACGUGAAGAACGCCGCGAGGAAAGCAAAAGGUAGAGUCCUCUCCUCCUUGUCCCUCCGUGGUUCCCGCGCAGCUGAAGGGAGAGGGCUACCCUUCCGCG